UUUAGGGAAGAAGAUGUACUUCCGGUGAUGUAAGAAAAACUUCCUCCUCUCGUAACGUUACGCGUGACAGUCUCAUCGACGAACCGAGUGCACCACUGAAUCGCAUUACCUUUGUUUAAAAAAAAAUGUUAAUUAUACCGAACCGGAUAAAGUUAUGUUCUUUGGCGUUCACCGCCGCGCGCAUGUACAGCAGCGGCCCCGCAGCCGCCAACAAGAACCCGACGGUUUACUUUGACAUUGCUGCGGACAACCAGCCGCUCGGGAGGGUGACCUUUGAGCUAAACGCCGACAUAGUGCCAAAAACCGCAGAGAACUUCAGAGCGCUGUGCACAGGGGAGCACGGCUUCGGUUACAAGGGAUCCACGUUCCACAGGGUGAUCCCUCAGUUCAUGUGCCAGGGUGGUGAUUUCACGAACCACAAUGGAACUGGAGGCAAGUCUAUCUAUGGAUGGAAGUUUCCCGAUGAGAACUUCAAGCUGCAGCACACUGGACCUGGCAUCUUGUCGAUGGCCAACGCUGGACCCAACACCAACGGAUCCCAGUUCUUCAUCUGCACCAGUAAGACCGAAUGGCUGGACGGCAAGCAUGUUGUCUUUGGCAGCGUGAAGGACGGGCAGGACGUGAUCAAGCAAGUGGAGUCUUUCGGGUCUCGAUCCGGGCGAACCUCCAAGAAGAUCACUAUCGCCGAUUGUGGGGAGCUCGAGUAGUCGCCUCUCCUUGCUGGCAGCAGAUGCCGACACUUCAUCUCUGAGUUGGUCUUUCUUCAGGUAGCAGCGCUAAACGCACUCAACUGUGACAUGGACUAAAAUGUGAAAGUGUGUUUUUGAAUACAAAAUAACAGGUUCUAUUGGGAUUGAGGAGAUUGUUAAUUCCUGAUCAUGCUGUGAAAUGGGCUUGGUAGAGACAAAAAAAAUAAAGUAAGUUUUUCAUAAAUUGUGGGGUUGUUCCUGCCAUCUGCAGUUUUACUACAUCACCGUGGACGCCAAAGGGGUCGGGGUUGUUUUACCAGGUGAGUGAGAUUAGUGUCGCUCUUCCCGCCUCGUGUUUUCCUCAUCAGCCUCAAUUGACUAAUAGUCUUAUUCUAAGUAUUUAUUCUGCUGACAUCUUUCCAGGAAACCUAAGGUGUAUAAUGUCCGAGAUCAUGUUUUAUUUUGCCGGGGAGCAUUUGGUUCCUGCUUGUUACUUUGCUAUAUAGUGGGUGAUGAGGCCAUAUCUGAUUUUACUUGACCCUAAAUAAAUCUCACCAGAUGCAAGAAAAUAUUAAGAGAGAUGCAGAUUCGGUCCAAUGUUGUGGUGGAAAUAAAAGUGUGUAACAUCUGGAAGAGUUAAUGUUGAAGACAGUUUGAUGUUAUCGGUUGUCCGCUAUACAGGUUUGUGUGGCCUUUGCUAUCGGAUCUACUCUAAUCCACACUGACACAUGGAUUUAUUAUAAAGCAAUGCUCAUAAAGAAACCACAUAAAUCCAAGUUU
This is a messenger RNA of Pungitius pungitius (ninespine stickleback), 1469 nucleotides long. Its product is annotated as peptidyl-prolyl cis-trans isomerase A-like. NCBI's taxonomy places the organism in Eukaryota, Metazoa, Chordata, Actinopteri, Perciformes, Gasterosteidae. Gene Ontology annotation, biological process: protein folding; protein peptidyl-prolyl isomerization; cellular response to hydrogen peroxide. Gene Ontology annotation, molecular function: peptidyl-prolyl cis-trans isomerase activity. Gene Ontology annotation, cellular component: mitochondrion. The record is from RefSeq and is a predicted model, not a curated record. The transcript has 6 exons. Bases 126 to 707 code for a protein of 193 amino acids.